Messenger RNA from Apis cerana (Asiatic honeybee), 12341 nucleotides. RefSeq lists its product as uncharacterized. The record is from RefSeq and is a predicted model, not a curated record. Lineage: Eukaryota; Metazoa; Arthropoda; Insecta; Hymenoptera; Apidae.
UGUAUUUCUAUCUCGUCGUCUGCAUUAAAGGGCAAGUGACAGUUCGAGCUUUAUUGUUGACAUUCCUAUGAAAAUUAUACUACCGUGUAGUACUUAUAAAAAUGUAAUUUUAAAUAUAAUUAAUAUUGAAAUACAAGUGAACUUCUUUUCUGUGAUAAUAAGAACUAUAAUUAAAUGAUUUUAGUGAAUUGUGUAUUCAUAAAAAGAAAAUUUAAUUAUUAAAUAAUGAUCGGUGUUUGAGAAAGUUUUAAUUAUAUAGAAUUAAUAAAUUUAAAAUAUUUAGUGCAUGCAAACUUAAUUUAAUAUUUAUAGAUUUUUCAAUUGUUCCAUAUUGAUUAUUAUCAUUUAAUAGCUCUAAUAAUGACUGGUUAUUGGAAAACUUCGAGGCAUCGCCGUAAACGUUGUUCUCAAUAGUAUGUUCUCGAUAGUGAAUAUAAAGUGAAUAUAAAGUGCGUGUGUAAAAGUGAAUCAAUCCGUAUGGUAUUACGGCGUCACUUUCUAAAAAAAAUUAAUAAUUUCCUUAAUUGGUAUUCAAUUUUUAUUUGAGGUCCAGUGAGUGAGGAAAUCGAUCCUGUUGUAUGUAGUAACGAAAAUAAAAUAAUCGAUUCGAAUCGGUGAAAUUGUGGCUGAAGUGGUAAAACGGACAAAGAGAAAGACGGUUUCGGCAUGAUCUGUGGAGGUAACAAGAUCUUGUUAGAAAUAUUGGGCGGGGAGGAGGAGGCAUGGAAGCUGAAGCUGGUCGGCAGUCUCACCAUCAGAGGCUGCAGCUUACCCUGUCAUCCCCGGGAAUCCCCGGACUGGACGUCGUGAGAGCAUUACAUCAGACUGUGAUAUCUUUGCGUUCUGCGCUGGAUUCCUCACGAGAAGAGCUUCGUCGUCUUAAGGAGAGGGUUGGUGAUUUUUCUGGCGAAAGCUACGUUAACGUUGUCGAGAGGCUCGCUCUUGAGAAUCACGUCCUUAGACGAAAGAUCCUAAGUAGGAACAGUGAGUUUUCUAGCGAUGCUGCUACAAGUCCGCCACCUCAGGCCCUCCUUUCUUCACUCGCAGUAGAGGACGUCGAAGAUCUGUCAGAGGAAGUAGGCGUACUCAUGGACGAGUCCAGGGACGAACUAGUCGCGGAGGACAUGCCAGAGGCAUCUAAACCGGUCAUUGGGCCGCGUACCGACAUCAACGCUGGAAGUAACAAUGAGAAUCCCGAUUAUUCGCAAUCUCGUACAGCCGAGAAAGUAUCCAAGAAUAAUGCACAAUCCCUCACGAAAUCAGAAUCUAAGGACAUCGGAUUGAAGUGCACCAUGUCUAAGGACUCUAUUCCCGUUAAACCUUUAAUUGGGAUAUCUAGCAUCGAUCUGGAUGACACGUUGAAAAACGAGGCUUCUGCUUUGACCAAUACUAGACAAUCCAAAGACAUUGAGGAGGAGGAUGGGAUCGAGGUUCAAAUUGAUCAUUUGGAGGUGCAAGAGAAGGAUCUCGAGGAUCUAAGUUUGAAGUCUGUCUCCGAUGGAGACAAUUCGGUGUUCAGCGAUAAUCCGGACACGCAAGUGUCACAGCAAAAUCAACGUCAAAAUCAAACGGCGGAUCAACCGAAACCGAACGAUCAAUCCGAGAACGAAUCUGAAGAGCUCGAUGACAUCGAGUUGAUAUUCACGACGGACGAGACUUGUCGCGAUCUCGGUCUUCAAGAGGACCUCGUCUCCAUAACGGAAACCGAAUCUUGGCAACAGGCUGUACCCGCUGGUCAACCGGUAUUGUUGAAAUAUACAAAAUCAGCCGAAGGCGAAUCGUUGGUGUGCAACGGUGAGAAGACUAGCUCCGUCGAAGAGGCGGUUUCCUCGCAGAGUUCGAGUAUCGAUCGCGAGGAAAGCGUGGACAGGUUCGACGAGGGUUCUAGCACCAGGUUGAACAAAAUAUGGUCCCAGUGUUCGGUGUUGGUUGAAACGGAUAUCAGCAAGUGCGGGGUCGUCGAAGAGCCUGAGCAUGCUACCAGACAUGCGGUUAGAAGGAACACUUUAGCUGCACCACCCACUGCCUACAGACCGAUCAUCCAUCGUGAAGCUCUGGCGGGUAGCCGACGAAAGAGCAUGGCACCACUGAGACCAGUGAUGGACAGGAUCACCGGUGCAAGACGAGAAUCUGGCGCCCAAACAGACAUUUCUGCGCUUCCAGCCCAUUGGCGUUCCGAGAGUUAUCUCGCGCAUAAAGUGGCUCAUACGUUCACCACGUUGCCCAGCAAAUUUGCUUUGCCGGCCGGGGUGCCUGGAAGGCUUCGAUUAUCCGAUAAAACCCGAGAAGCGAGAAGAGUGAUGUUGUCCGAUAUCAGCUUCACCAGUAUGGUACCAGAACUGUCGAGAAGUGCCGAUCAUCUCUGCCACGAUUCACACGCACAGACUUGCUUCGGUUCCCGAGGUUGCGGACUUCGUACACCGGACGUGCACCGGCGCGAAUCGCUGGGCUCUCCUGCGGGAUUCUGGCCCCGUUGCAACCCCGCCACAGGCCUGCCGAGUCCCUGCGACUGUCGUCUCUCGACCGACCUUUAUUCUUCGCGAUACCGCGGUUCAUUGUCCUCGAUCCCGUCGCCCGGAUUGGAGGUGGUCGGCGGUCCACCGCGUAGACACUCGUGGAGAGCGACAGCGGCGUCCUUCGACACUUGGAGAGUUCCGCUCGCCACUUCCACCCCGAGACCCACCUGGUCUUCUAUGCCCUCUUCUCCUACCCACGUGCACCCGCCUGCUACGUCCUCGAAAACUUCUAAGAGCGUUCCUAAGAGAACUAGAUCGAAGGUCACCUUUCAAGAAUGCCCGAUGACGCGUGGCAGCUUGCCAAAUCUGCGCUCGGAUUUGGUGACCGGCGAUAACAGCGGCGAUUCGACCGAGUCGUUGAUCGACGAGGCCGAGGAUUAUUUGCGACGGAGCAUCGACUCGAUGCUGACAAUAUCCAGUAGCGGCGUCAGUUCCGAUUACUGGAACAGACAGACAGCUAGGCGGAGACGUACACGGCGAUAUUCUGAGCCGGAUCUAAUCCGUGACUGGCAUCCGCCACAGGAUGCCAGACCGUACCUGCCAAAGAUACCAAGAGAUCUAAAGCUGGAUCAUCUCGUGAAGAUUAUAUCGCCAGAGGGUAAAGUUCUUCAAGGGCGAGUGAGGUACGUGGGCCCUGUACCAGGCCGCGAGGAGACUCACGUAGGCGUGGAGUUACCUUACUCGAAUGGCUGCUCCGAUGGCACGUUUCACGGAAGAAGAUUCUUCGAUUGCGAUCCCGAUCGAGCGAUCUUCGUCCCGUUCAAGAAAGUGAUUCUGGCCUGGUGCACCACUUGACCCGAGCCUCCGAGCAACCGAACAACUCCCCGAAUUCUAUUGUCCCAGUUCACCAUGUGAAUCGAAAAACAAAGAAACUACGGUGAAUCGAGUAACAUACGUUCCGUCUCCGCCGGUUUCAACGAGUAAGUACGUGACACUUCUUUCCACUGUAACUGAUCCACGCCACUUGAAACGCAGAUGAAGAGGGUGAAAAAAAAAAAAGAAAAUAGAAAAGAAAAGGAAAAGACGAUGUUCGAUUGUCUGGAAUUUAUUCGAUAAAUUUUUCGUUCGAAUCGCACUGGGAUGGAUUUCUCGACUCGUGUGAAAAAUUCUAUCCGAUCUCUUUUCUUCUCCGAUCGAACGAAAAGAAUCCAAUUUGAUCUCUCUACUGGUACCUGGUAGAUGGUACCUCGAAAAGGAAGUAUCGAAUGCUCGUUCGCGUUGGUCUAAGUAAUGUAAAAUGUAAAAUAAAAAUUUUGAAUUUUGGAUUUUGAAGAAUCGAUGUAAACGAUAAAUGUAUUCGCGUUUGAAGGUUUGGGUUAUUGUAGAAGAUACUUUGUAUAUCUAGUUGCCGAUCUCUGCAAAUGAUUUUCGUGUGCGAAUGGGUGUGAAUCAGUAUUAUUAAUUAAUCGUGCAAAAACUCGGAUCUUCGAGUUUCUGUAUUGCGUGCGUAUCGUUGUCGAGGGAAUGCACAAAAAUUUGAUCGAUCUCUCGCGAUCGAUGUUAAUCGAAUGAUUCGUAGAAAGAAUGAGCGAAAUGGGAGAAAAAAAUUUCUAAUAAUUCUAGGUUUAAUAUAGUUCGUCACAAUAUUUAAUCUCUUGUCAUCGUAAACGCAAUGAAGGAUUCGCUAUUGUCAUUCGAUCCAUUCGUAUUUUUUUCUUUCUUAUCAAUUUCUUUUUUUUUUUUUUUUACAAACAAAUCUCGAUGUCUAUUUUACGGUAAAUGUGAUAUAUUAACAAAAGGAAAAAGAAAAAAAAAGAAUGAGAGGAAAAGAAAAAAUGAAAAUUCGCGUAUUCAAAGGUAGUAGUACGGUAGACAAAUAUUAGAGACUAUUUUUGUAACUCUUUGAGAUCGUAAGAUUUAAUUGAAAAGAGAAAAAGAAAAACAUGCUGGAAGCGUUUUUUAAUUGUAGCUGUACAAGGAUGGAGAUGGCAUAUGAAGGCCCAAAAUAUUUAAGAAAGAAUAAUUUCAGAAGAGGAUAAUUAUAAAAUCAUAUUCCCCACUUUAUCACUAUAGUAUAAUCAAAAAAUUAUUAACUUUCAUAACAGAGGAUAUCAAGUUCAUGAUACAAAAAAAUUUUUAAGAAUGCUGGAUGUAGAAGAAAAAUGGGAAUUUUUUAUACCAUAAUUUUUGUUAACUUUGACGACGACAACAAUCUGAAAUAGCACACAGAACAAGAUAUUUCGCGUAAGAUAACGGACGAGAUCUUUCGUAUGGGAACGAAACUAAAAACGUUGCGAACUCAGAACGUUAAAUAGCACGCGGCACUCUACUUUCAGCGUACGAUCGAUACUGCAAGUGAUUCUUAAUACCGGGUCUGUCUACUUUUAGAAAAUUUUUGUGAUAGUUUUAUCGAUAAUCGCGUAACACACCGUGAAAUCACCGUGUUCACAUUUUUUAUUACCUACUACUUUAUUUAUUUUUUUAUAUAUCAAGUUUAGCGUUUAGACGGUUAAAAUUAUGGAGGAAGUUUAUAAAAUUUAUUUUUUUAAGAAAGGAGAAGUGAUAAAAUUAAAAAAAGGACCUUCACUUUUGAGUCGAACAAGUUUGUUCAAGAGAUAAACGUUCGCGUGGAAUAUACGUUAUAUAAGAGAUUAGAUCUGUGAGAACUCGCUAUUAUAUUAUUCUACAUUUUAUACACGUUACGUUUGAUACUAAACGUUUAUAGAGUUUCUCAUAAUAAAUGAGGAGAUAAUCAAUUUGCGCGGAAAAAUUAAUAAUUGUAGCAUAAACGAUAUUCAACGUUUUUCUUUCAGAGAAAAUAGAUUUUAUAAAUACGAGAAAUGUUAUCACAUAUCUGCCAUGUUUAUGCGUAGAACAUAAAACAAGCUUAUAUUAUUCAUAUAAAACAAUGUUUUCAAAGAGAAAAUAUUUCAAGGAAGAAUAUAUAUAUAUAUAUAAAACUCGCAAAAGUUAUAGAAACGACUUUGCCAAAAAAAAAAAGAAAAAAAAAAGAAAGAAAGAAAAAGAAAAAAAAAGAAUAAAUUCUAAAAUGAAUUAUUCCUACAUUUUUUAAAUAAAUUUUUCAAGCAACAUCUCCUCUUCUCUAUCUCUUCUGGUUAACAUCUGUUAUAACAACUCUGCGCACAGCACACCGUGGACGCGUUUACACCGAAGUGACAAUAUCGAUUCCUCGUUGCGACCACGCAAAGUGUUUUAAACCUCGUGAUAAAACGUCACGGCGAUGAUAAUCAAAACUAUGAAUCAACGUGGUCGCCAAUCAGAGUCUGAUGCCACAGAGAUUCACGCGUGCCCCGAUUAAAACAUGGCUACGAUCCUCUAUCCAAAUAUGUUGGCGUGAUCACACGAAAUACUGUUCGAAACACUGCGUAUUACAAAGCAUCGCGUGCGUGUAUACACUUGUCGGAAGAAAUAUAGUGGCGCUGAUAAACUUGGCGAAUUUAAGUCAAAGGAACUAUGUUAAAGGAAGUCUGAUGAAUUAUUAUUAAUUGUUGAACGGCAAUCGUUGUUCGAUUCUUCAUUUCACUAAUUUUAAUUUUAAUUUUGUCAAAUGAUAACAUCCUCAAUUGGAUUUGAAACAAAAAUUUUUUUUUCCUUCAUCAGGUCAAAGGGUAUUUUUAUCCCGAUAUGACGAUAUUUUAUUAUCCUUGAAUUUUUUCGAAAAGGAAAUUUCUUUGUGAAAAAAUUUCCCGUAAUAUUUUUUACUUAUUUUUCCACACAGAACUUAUUUUUCUUCUCUCUCUCUCUCUCUCUCUCUCUCUCUCUCUCUCUCUCUCUCUCUCAGGUCAUCGACAUUGCUCGACUUCUUUUGAAUUUCUGCUGAAACGCAUUAAAACAUCGUUCUGGGAAUGACUGCACUAUAUUUCUUCAAACUCGAGUACAUCUGUGCAUAAUAUAUUUUAAAGAGAGGAGCGUGCAAAAGAGCGCGCGAUACUCGCGACUGUUCGCUGUUUAAGAAAGAUGCAAAGAGAAAAAGGUAAGGAGAAAAUGACAAAGAGGAAAAGAUAAAAAAAAAAAAAGGUAGGAAAGAAAAAGAGAAUUCCUAAUCGGAGGCUAUACACAUGUAUAUUAUCGUUGGAAAGAGUUUUUUUUUUUAAGUAUUUAAAAGGUUAUAGGACACUCUGUACAAUUCGAGCUGUGUAUAAUCUUAAUCGCUGUGCAUUCGUGGAAGAACAUAAUAAUAUUUAAACGCGUGUCUGUAUCCGUGUCUGUAUUUCUGUGCAACAAUGUAAAUGGCAUGAUUGCAGUUGCAGUUUAAUGGAUCUUUAAAAAAAAAAAAAACAAAUAUAACCUAACCAACUAACGGAAUUCUAGUUAUUAGGAUUUUAAUCAAGCGUCUUCGUCUUUAAAAGAUCUUUAAAGAUGGCGUUUAAACGUGAGAAGAUAUCACCAUCGUUUCGAGAAAUAUUCGAAUCGUAUCGUGUAAACUGAUUCGCGAGGCCAUCGAUGUUUGAUCUGUAAAAUCGUGUUCGAACAGAACGAUAGAGGUAGAGAGAGGUUGAUCGUGAAACGAAUUUUGUACGAGCGGGAUGGUUCGUUUGUUAAAAUCGAGUUCUCGGGAUAUACAAGAUUUAGUUUGAAUUGUGAAUCGAUUGGAUGAUAUGCCAAAUAAUUUUUUUACGAAUUUUAUUAAAAGAAAAAGACGUUGCAAAGAAUUUCGAAUGAUAAUUAUAUCACAAUGAGAAUAAAAGAGAUUUAAAAUCGCAAUAAAUUAUUUACGAAUGACGAAUUUCAUUUGGAUUACAUCUUACAAAUUUCUAACCUAAAACAUUGAAAGACAAAAUUUUAUUUUUAUAUUGUGUGUAUUCUUACCUUUAUAUCCGACUCAUUGCAUAUUCAUAGAAGUUGUAAUUAUUGAGACUGUUCGUUGUUGAUCGUCAUUAUUCAACGUAAUAACGAAGAAGUAGAAUCAAGGAUAAAUAUCAUAAUUUGCCAUUAGCGUCUCUCGAUUCCCAGAAAACGCGAGUUACUCAAUUGGAAUUGUAUUUGUUAUGGAAAAAGAUGGAAAAAUUUUUCCUAGAGAUAAUGCGAAAAGACGAAACUCACUGGUCGAUGCGAGAAAUCAUCGAGAUUGCUUCUUACACAUAGUGUCUUGUACCUGCAUCUUUAGCUUAUUAAGUCCCGAAAUUUGGAUAAUUUAAACACGCAGAAAUAAAAUUAUUUUAAAUAAUUUAUCGAAAGAUUUUUAUAAUUUUUUUUUUCCUUAACAUUUCCUAUGAUUUUUUUUUCCAGAUUUCGGGAUUUAUGCGUUUACGUUAAGUUAAGCUAUAGUGAAUAGAUGGUUGCAGUAGGAUAGAAAGUGUUACGAUUAUAUAAAAGUUACGAUAGAUGAUAAUUUUUUACUCGUAUUGUUUUCGAUUCUCGCUAAAUGCCACAUUGACGAUUUUAAGAUAGUUACAAAUGAUAGGCUGAAUCGGUUUCACGCUUUUAGCUGAUCUUAACAGUUGUACCUGGAUCACGUUGUUCGUUUAUAUGAGUAAAAUGUGCGUUUUGUGCACCUAUUUCUGAUAAUGAGUAUAUUAGAUGUGUCGUAUUAAUCUCUUGCUCCAUCCAUAAAUGUUCAAGUCAUUGGAACGUUUGUUAUAAGAAAAAAAUGUAUGCAAUUAAAAGUUAUGAUUUGCACCAAAUAUUAAAUUUUCAUUAAAUAUAAUAAAAGUAUCCUAAGAUUUUUGAAUUUUUAAUAUUAGAUUUUUUUUUUAAAUAGUAGACUAAAAUUUUAUUUUUUUAAUUUAUUCAUUCUUUACAUAGAUUUAGAACCAAAGAAAAAUAGGAUUAUUAUUAACCGAUGAAAAUGUUUUCUAACCUGUUUUAUCGUUUAAGCAAAGAAUGUAAGAAUAUCGAAACAUGUAAACUUGAUAGAAAUGGCAGCGAUACUGACAAGUUUUAUCAUCGGUGUUAUUAAAGUACAUUAUGACCGAAGUAAAAAGCCAGUGCAAUUAAUUCGGUUCAAUCUUUUCCCCGCAACACCUGCCACGAGGCUCACGAGUUUUAGAGUCCGGCAACAACUUUGCGAAUAUAAAGUCUUUCUCUCGCGUGACUGCGGGCAAAUUUAGUUAUGUUAUACGAAACGAUACCAAUCUACGUGUACGUAAUAUCUUUUGUUCGAAAGAAGAAUCGAGAAGUCUGUGAAAUUUAUCUCUUUUCUCUCUCUCUCUCUCUCUCUCUCUCUCCUUUUCACAAGGAUUUUCAAAGUUACGCGACACGAUCCAAAUGAGAACUCGAUCCAUUGCAAAAUUAAUCGAAUUUGUUUUUUUAGUUUUGAAGUUUGAAAAUUUAAAUACGAUUUAAAUUUUAAUCGGAUUAAAAAAGAAAAAAAUAAAAUUGAAUUAUUAAAUUCAAUCGAAUGAAAAAUCUGUGAUGUAUUUUCAUUAAAAAUUUCAAGCUAGCUGUCGAAUUUAAAUCCGAAAUUAAAAUCCGAAUUUAAACUCGGAUUUAAAUUUAAAAUGUCAAAUCGAUAUCCGCUCUUUGUGAAACUGUUCGAUCAAGCGUUUUCGAUCCAUAUAGACGUUAAGUCGUGUUUUAGUGGCCAGUUCAAACCUCCUACGAGUCUCUGCAAAACAAGAGCAUGAAAAUAGCUGAUUUGCUCCGUGAACCGAAAAAUCUUUGAAUAUUAUCUCGUCCUCGUUAACUAUUCUUGAAUUCGAUUUCAUUUCUUUCUUUAAUUUCAUCUAAAUUAAUUCACUUUUAACGCAUUGAUUGUACAAACGUAAAAAUUAAAAAAAAACAACGAACGAUUGAUAAGAUUAAAUUUAUGUAUAAUGUAUCUGCUUCUUUAUCUUUCUUUCCUCGUUCAUUAUAUAUAUAUACAUAUAAUUAUUUUAAAAUAAAUAAUAAACGUAUAGAAAAAUGUUCUCCUGAACAUGUUAAAAAUGUUAUUUAAACGACACACCUAAUACGCUUAUGCGCAGCAUUGCAAGACGAACACGUGCCUCGGUGCCGUAUUUAAUGCCAUUUAAGUACAACAGUAACGCGUCCAACGCUUAAAGCUUAUUAUAUAUUCGAUACAAUGUUACGUUCGCGAUUGCGUUCAAAGAUACUUUAUUAUUCUCGUUCAUAAAUCGCACAGUGUCGCGCAUGGUUGUGUUCUAAGGAAUGAUUAGUAAUCUCAAGAAUAAUCGAUUGACUAGGAAUAUUUAGCUUGACUCUUUCUUUGAUAAAUUUCUCUUUGACUUUUAAUAUUUACCAGAGUAAAUUCGAAAGUUCCUGAAUUGCAUCGAAACCGUGUAAACUUUUGAGAUCUGUUCUUUUAGAGAUAUUGCAAUGUAAUUUUCGUAAUUCGGAUGAUUAAGAUAAUUGAAAGUUUCAUUUAAAUUUGAAUUUCUUUUUUUUGUGUCUGAUUGAAAUGAAGUGAUUGAAAAAAAUAAAUCAUUAUUUGAAUAAAAAAUGUUUAGACGAAUUGAAUUCUAUUAUGUAUUGCAUAAAUCUUAAGAGAGAUUAAAUUUUAGUACUUAUUUUCUCAUGGAAAGUCGAAAUUCUUACACUUUUUAAAAAACUAUCUUUAAAACUAUAUUAAAACUUUUGAUUUUUAGAAAUUAAAUUAUUCGUGUAUUAAAGAAAAAAGACAAUUUCUUUUAAAUGUAUAAUAUUUCAAUUUUAUUUUUCUUUUCCUUUGUAAAUAUAAUUUUUCAUUUUACAUGUAAGAUUUAUAAAAAUUGUUUUAUAUCCAAUGUAACCACAAUUCGAUCUCAAUUUUUAAUACAAAUAUAGAUUUAAUUUUACACUACACCCUCGUGCUUUCCUCUCAAAAAGUUCGUUCUGAUGGACCAAUCAUAAUCAUCGCAAUACAUCGUUAUCGCGUGUUUAAAUGACAGAUAAAACUUGUAUAAGAUUCAUCUACCUAUUUAUGUUCGUAUUUCUUUUUUCGCAUAAUGUAUUUUAUGUAUUUUCGUUACGCUUGACGAGCCAUCGAUAAGUGGAAACGUGUUCGAAGCGGAUGAAGAGGCGUUUCGCGGCAAACAGAAGCGUUUACGAGUUGCUACACGUUUAUGUAACGCCUCUGACAAGCGUCAAGCAGUUGUUUUUUUGCACAAAAUCAUUUAUGAGAACGCCAUGACAACGUUCCAUGACGUGGAAACAUAAUUAAUGCAUCGAUGAUCGCUGAUACAGUCUGCCAUUAUUGUUCCUUAUAUAGGAGUCUUAAUACAUAAAAUGCGUACGUAAUUUAUUAACUGUUGAUUCAAACUCGAUAUAUGCUAUGCGAAGUAUGUUACAUUGUAAUGUAAAUAAAUAAGCUAAUGUAAUUAAUAUAAUUUUUACGUGUUAAAUUAUAAAUCUAAUUGUAAUAUUGAUAAUAUAUAAAUAAAUGAAUUUGAUUGUUAAAAUUACUUCUGAUUCAAUUUAUAUCUAUCUAAUGAAAGAAAUAUGAUAUAAUAAUAUUCUGAUUGAUUACUUCGUAUUUCCACUCGCGAAAAUGUUAUAAUGUUAUUCCAUGAAAUUAUAUAUUAUAUAUUAUUUAAUACGAAUGGAAUAACGUCCCAUUUUUAGAGUGAUCGAUGAUACCUGGUGCUCAGCUAUAAAAAAACUGAAUAAAUUUAAUUAAUAAAAUCAUCAUGAACAAAAAAAGGGAUGUUUUUCUUUCGAUAAAUGGCGGACUGCAGCGAAAUAUCGAAUAUGAUUUUUAGAAAGCGAUGAAUGGCGUUUCUUUUUUGAUAAAAAUACAAUUCUAUGACAAAUAAUCUUGCGUUUGCACAAAAUACAAUUGCAAAUAUGUACAUUGUUCUCGAUUGCAUGCAUGAAAACUUAAAGUGUGAAAAUAUGAAUAGCGGAAAAAAAAGGCGGCAGAAUGAUGUUGAUCGGUAUUAAUUAUGAUAAUUGCGUUUAUGUUUAAGUAUUUCGAUAUAUUGAUAAUGAAUGGACAUGAAAAUGAUACGCUUGGAUCCAUUGAAAUAUUUAUUAUCCUCUUCAUGCUAUUGAAAAAUAAUUUUAUUCCUUGAAAAAAAUAUACGUAGAAAAUACUUUUUAUUCAUCUAUAUAAAAAGAAAAAUAUGCAAAAAUGAAGAAAAGAUUUUAAGAGUUUAAAUACAAUUAAUAGUUUUUAUAAAAAUUCAUAUACUCUAUAUGUAUAUUAAAAUUAAUCGAUAGUUAUAUAUUUUAAAUUUUUAUACAAUAUUACGUACGAUAUAAUAUUACGUACGAAUUGUUUGUGUUAAUAUCUUCAUUACUUAAUAUCACAGGAACUUCUUAAAUUGAAAAACCGUAUUCUUUACAUCGAAGUGCUUCUAAGUGUUUCCUGAAAAAAAUUUUCUAUUAGUGGAAAACGAAUAUUUAUUACUUGUAUAUAAUUAAGUCAUUUUUUUCCUUUAAUUUUUCGAACUUGAAUUAAUGAAAAAUUGAAUUAAAAAAAGUAACAAAAGAAAGAAAAUGGCUUAAUUAAUUUAUCGUUAAAAUUAUCGAUUUCUCUUGAAAUGUCAUCAUUUAUAAUCGCGUGUUGACUUUUCACAAAAUUCUUUGAAAUUUUAGCGAGCGUGAAAAGAACGAGGAAAUCGAAUGGAAAUCGUAAAAGAAAGAGCGUGACGAGGAUAAUAAUGAGCGAUUCGAUCGAUCCUAUCGUUUCUAGUGAAAUGGCCGCGAUAUAAUAUACAUAUACUAUAUAUAUAUAUAUCUAUAUAUACUAUAUAUAGAUAUAUAAGUACUUAAGAAGAUUCGUGAUUCGUGAAAUUCAACAGCUCGUUAAAUUGAAUUCCACCUCGGAAUAGGAAUGAUGCUCGCCUCGACGAGAUUGUUAUCGUUGUACCUAAAAAAAAAAUUAUAGAUAUUAACAUAAAAAGAGACACAAAGAACACACAUUGUCGUUCUCUCACUAUUUAUUGUAUUGUAACGCGAUGGGUAUGAUCAUAUACCGGAAAAUAAAACUAUUAUUACUCUAAA